GCAGCAACCAGAAAAGUAGUGGUAGUUACAUGGGGGCGGAUAAGUCAUUUCCACCAUAAACCAAACAGAUAAGUCCCAAGCUUCGCCUGGAUGGUUUCUAAGUUGGGCAAUGGCUACACUGAGCUCCACUGCGCAUGUUAGCACCAACCCCUUCAGUUCAUCAACCGUGUCUAUUAAAGUACACAAGUUCCGGCCAGUGAGGUGCGCACUGUCACCCCCAAAUUGGCGGGAAAGCAGGCGAUUGGUCUCCGUUUCCCUCUCUCUCGUUCUCUCGCAUUUGUUCUUCGUCCCUGAUAAUGCUGUUGCUGGAGGCUUUGAUAAAUACGUGAAAAGGAAAAAGCUUGAUCCCCUUGAGGCUUAUGUAUCACCGGUUAUAUUGACCCAGUUACAAAUCAAGGACUUGGAGAAAUCUCUGGAAGGUGAUCAGCCGCAGUAUGCUACCUGUAGGUCUCUGCUACGCUCUGGCCCUGCAGCGUCUCUUCGUGUUAAUAUCAGAGCUGUGGCACAAUAUGCUUCAGACAGUGGAGAUGGGAAAACUGCUUCUACAAGUGUUGAUCAAUGUCUCAGGGCCUUGGAGGAACUAGAUAACUUGCUUUUACGCGCUACAAGAAAUGACCCAGGAGCUUCAGUCAAGUCAAUGAAGACACAGACCAAUACUGCCCUUAAUGCAUUGGACAGCCUCCUCAAAACUGUGCCUUCAGACGUGCUAGACAAAGGGAAAGUUGCAGCUGAUUCUUAUAGGAGCUCAUUAGAGAAUGCUGAUGUUGAUAUCUCAGACCCAGAACUGAGGGAAUUGCAAUCCAUAUUAUGAACUCAUCACCUAUGAGAUUCUCCAGACAGCAUGGGUGCAUUGUAAACUUCCCCUUUUUUUCAUAUCUCAUCAACACAUACAAUCAAGUACAAGUACAAGGCUUGCAUCCAAACUCAACAAGUAGAGGAAAGUGUCCCAUGUUGUAAAUAUUCUGGUUAAAUAAUUUUACGAGUACCAUAGUGCGCGGACA
Fragaria vesca subsp. vesca is the source of this 1001-nucleotide messenger RNA. RefSeq lists its product as uncharacterized. Lineage: Eukaryota; Viridiplantae; Streptophyta; Magnoliopsida; Rosales; Rosaceae. The record is from RefSeq and is a predicted model, not a curated record. The coding region runs from base 110 to 811 and encodes 233 amino acids. The transcript has 7 exons.